Messenger RNA from Cantharellus anzutake, 1937 nucleotides. RefSeq lists its product as uncharacterized. Bases 129 to 1622 code for a protein of 497 amino acids. Gene Ontology annotation, molecular function: tocopherol cyclase activity. The transcript has 4 exons. NCBI's taxonomy places the organism in Eukaryota, Fungi, Basidiomycota, Agaricomycetes, Cantharellales, Hydnaceae. The record is from RefSeq and is a predicted model, not a curated record.
GGAUGUACUGGGUGACAAGUAAAAGAUACAAGGGUUCUUCUAGGAUGUGAGCCGGCAACCUCCGAAUGAAUUGGCAGGUGGUUGCACAAUGGAAAUAGGAAAUUGACACCUGUCGCUGAACGACUCGCAUGGUUGUCCUUUCCGCAACAGCAGCCGACCUAUUGUUUCCGCGAUGGUUAUCGACGCGCCUUUUGGCGCAAAAGGAUCAGUAUGUCCCUCACCCUUCGUAUGUCGGUUUCGAGGGCUGGUAUACUAGGAUACAAGACGAAUCGGCGGGACUCUCCAUCAUCCUGAUUUUUUGCUCUCUUGGAGACUCGACGCCAUCAGGUACUCCUCGGAAGCACUAUUUCCAUUUCUCAGUAACGCCUAUUGGUGACUCGUCUACUAUCGAGCCGGUCGAGUUCCACUUAUUCCCUGAUGACCUUCAACAUAUCGUGGACUCCCUGCCCGAUCCAGAGACAGGUUUGCAAUCAUAUACUUUGAACAUACCUAAUAUUGGAAGCUUCACUGUGGAGCCAAAGACCCAACGUUAUAAUCUCACCGUCCCAUGUGGAGAAAGCUCUUCCGAGCACUGGAAAGUGUCCAUAAACAUAACGGAUCGUGUUCCAUUAUCGCAGGAGCACCCUCUACUGAGUACUCCGCACAGCAUGACCCUUUCAAGACUGGAAACUUUACUUCCAUUGCAUUGGGCAAUUUUCUCAACCGGAUCAAAGGCAGAUUACGACGUGAAGCAUAUCGGCACCGAUGGGGUGGCACAUAUGGAAAAGAACUGGGGCGCAUUGUUUCCAACUGGCUGGACAUGGUGUCAGGCAUUUGGCGCAUCCUCGCACGAUCCCACGCAGACAUUCGGUGACCAUCGAGACAAUGCGACGAGAGAUUGUGUUGCCAUUGCGGGUGGUGUCCUCGCUUUGGGUCAAAAGGCAUAUCUCAUCCAUUACAAGGAUUCAGGCGACGCCUGGCGCCCUCGUUAUGAACGUUCGAUACAUCCAAGUUAUUCAGCGAAAGAUCAUGAAAGUACUGAAAAUUCUGGUCCUAAUGACAAGCAGCAUAUCAACUGGACCUUCCGCCCACUAUGGACUCUGAUUCUAGCACUCCCGUAUCCCGUUGGUAUCCCACGAUUCAAGAUAUCGCGGAAGGAUCCAAUGGCAAAAAAGCCCUCAUUGUUCAAUACUUUUGACUCCUCUGCUGGCCGUGGGUCAACAUUGACGUUUAAUUUCUCCGUCUUCGGCCUCCCUGCGUUAUCCCUCAUGAUCCUUUAUGCCGUCAUCCAGUUCUCCCCGUUUGGAUCCAUGCAUGAAACGUUCACAUACGAUGAACGCUCAGGAUUCGGACGAUUGCAGCUUAGCGCCGCAACCCUUAACAGACGGAUCCUAAUCGAUGCACAGUCAGAGUCGCGACCUGCCACUCUCAAUUCACAAGUACAGCCUAGGUGGCUUGCGCUGCAUUGCCCGAUGCCUGGUGGGCAUGCCACACGUGAGUACGAGUCAUUCACAGCAAGGGCAACGAUAAGAGCCUACAGGCGCCAGUGGAGAUUUGGCUGGCCACGAUGGGUCGAAAUCAGGAACGUCGAGUUUGAACACGCGGCAUUGGAGUUUGGAGGAUUGUAUGCUGCGAUAGCAUGAUCAGCGCCUCAAUAAAUCAAAGACGCCAAUAUGAGACGAGUUUAUUAUGACUUGCGGAAAACUGUGCCCUUCCAGUUGCAUAUAUUGGACCCUGGCUGCUCACCUUCUAUAACUUUAUUCUAAAUUGUGCAGAUGUGUUAUUCCGUAUGCGGGGGUCGGAUGGAGUAUAUGGCUCAAUGGCCACCCCAGGUUGAUGCUGAUACAUCGAGAUCACAAUAAACAGUUGGAUAAAACGUUGCUCUUUCCUGGCGUGCAUGAUUCUGGGAUGAAGUCAUCGAGAACUGCUACCGUGGGUGGAGGGUUUAAGGAUACUUA